AUGUCAUGCCAAGAAAUGGAGAUAUAUGAAACAUAUAUUUCAACUUUAACGGCUUAUCCGACUACGUUACUCGGAAUCAUGUUUCAAGAGCGGAACAAAGCAUUACUCAAACCGACUGAUGAUAAUGAAUAUUUUAUUGAUCGAGAUGAUCCAGCUGUAACUCGUCGAGAUUUAGAAGAUGAAUGUGAUUAUUUCCAGAUCUCACAGAAUGCACUUAUAACUGCUCCAGUUGUAUCAUCACAUCAAAUAUCUCCGAUUCGUAAAUUAGUUGCUGACAAACUUGACGAUUUCGUCAAAACUCUUGAAACAAUAGUGACUAAUAUUGCUAUUACAAUGUUGAAACAUCAUUUUAGAGGUUUUAGUUCUACUGUAACCAUGACAUUUGCUCAAGAAAGUUAUAUAGGUGGCAUAACGUCAAUAGUCGUCAAACCAAAAACUGAUGCACUAACUAGAUCAACAUGGAAAGCAAUGUCGCAUCAUGGUACAAUGGGAUAUUUUAUUUUGGAUCAAUUUGGAGAGAAUAUUGGAAAUUAUUUGUCUAAUUUGAUCCCCGAAGUUAGUUGGGAAUUGAAUCAUAAGAUUUAUGGGGUUAGAGAAAGAUUUUAUGACUUUAUUUUGAUCAUUGAUUACGAUUUUAACAGAGAAAGAACUCUAGCAGAUUCUUGCUUAGCUAACAGAAAUUCAAUUAACCGCAAUUCAUCCAGAUUAUGUUGA
Racocetra fulgida is the source of this 714-nucleotide messenger RNA. NCBI's taxonomy places the organism in Eukaryota, Fungi, Glomeromycota, Glomeromycetes, Diversisporales, Gigasporaceae. The record is from the annotation of a GenBank genome assembly.